UCCGCCGCCUUCACACACCUGCAGGAUGUUGACCUCAGGAGUGGAGUGUGUGGGUGAUGGGGGUGGUGGGUAUUAGUGAGGGUUGCCCCCACCUCCCAUCCCCCCCUGUAUAAGUUAUCAGGGAGGAGACCUGGUCCCCCCUAUACCAUAGCUGGUGGAGCCGGAUGGAUGGAUGUGUGGCGAUGACAGACACCAUACUCACUGUGACGUGUGAGGGCAAUGUGUCCUGUACCGAUCUCCCCUACCAGCCAGGGGCAACUAUCGUCUCCCCCAUUAUCCUGUCCCUCAGUGGAGUCGUUGGUCAGAUCUGGGCACUGUACUACCUGUACACCAGCACGCGGCCCCAGCACUCCCGCACCGUGUUCUUCCUGCUGCUGAGCACCCUCAUCUGGACUGACCUGGCUGGCAAGAUCAUCACCACCACCCCGGCGCUGGUCGCCUACCUUCACCACACCUGGGCUGGCGGGGUGCCAAUGUGUAACCUACACGGGUUCUCCAUGAUGCUGGUGAGCCUGGUGACCCAUCUGCUGGUGUCCACCAUGGCUGUCGAGAGGUUCCUGGGCAUCCGACACGGGUACUUUUAUAACAAGAACAUCACCACCUCCAGGACCAAGCUGGUGUUGCUGUGUAUGUGGGUGUUCUCGGUGGUGUUCUGCGCCCUGCCACUGUUCGGUGUGGGCCAGUACGCCCUGCAGUACCCCGGGUCGUGGUGCUACGUCAACAUCCACGUCACCGCUGCUGACCCUCUUCUUCACCGCCUCUAUACCAACCUCUUCGGCGCCUUCACUCUCCUCAGUCUCCUGGUUAUGGUCACCUGCAACGUUGUUGUUAUUACCACGCUGCUGUGCCUGCGGCUGUGUAGAGGAGGGUGCUGCAACCACAGCCGCUGUGCCCCGCACCGUUCCUCCCGGCAGCGGGAGCUGGAGAUGCAGAUGGUAGUCGUCCUCGUGGUCAUCACUGUCGUCUUCGUCCUCUCCUGGACCCCCAUUGACGUGCGGCUGUUCGUCAACCAGGUGUGGCCUCACACAACCAGGGAGGACCACUACCAGGACCUGGUAGCUGUCAGACUCACCUCAUUCAACCAGAUCGUCGACCCCUGGGUCUAUAUCAUCUGUAGGAAGGUACGUCUGUCUCUUUAUGUUAGACCUGACACACUGGAGGGCCACAUCCAACUGAACUUCAGAACUUUGGGACGCAAUGCUCCAGAGGUCACUUUCAUGGGACGUAACGCCCCAGAGGUUACUUUCAUGGGACGCAACGCCCCAGAGGUCACUUUCAUGGGACGCAACGCCCCAGAGAUCACUUUCAUGGAACGCAACGCCCCAGAGGUCACUUACUCUGUAGUUUGUGGCUGA
Procambarus clarkii (red swamp crayfish) is the source of this 1355-nucleotide messenger RNA. Lineage: Eukaryota; Metazoa; Arthropoda; Malacostraca; Decapoda; Cambaridae. The record is from RefSeq and is a predicted model, not a curated record.